Molecule: messenger RNA, 588 nt
Organism: Colletotrichum scovillei
Lineage: Eukaryota; Fungi; Ascomycota; Sordariomycetes; Glomerellales; Glomerellaceae
Product: acylphosphatase
Exons: 5
Coding region: 74-352 (92 amino acids)
Molecular function (GO): acylphosphatase activity
Source: RefSeq, a predicted model, not a curated record
CCUCUGCGCAUCUUCACUCCCUGAAGCCUUGCAACUUCAUCUACAGUCGUUUAAAAUCGGACGCGAAGUCAACAUGGCGAAGAGAAUAUACUUUCUAGCCCAUGGCGGUCAAGUACAAGGUGUCGGAUUCCGGUACUUUACGCAAAAGAGAGCCACAGAGUAUGGUCUCACGGGAUGGUGUCGCAACACUGAUAACAACAAGGUUGAGGGAGAGGCGCAAGGUGACGAGGAUGCACUGAAGAAGCUGCUUAAGGACAUUGACGAGGGACCGAGAUCCGCCAGAGUUGUGAAGCUUGACCAGGAGGAGAGAGAACUUGUUCAGGACGAAAAGGACUUUGCGGUACGACGAUGAGUUAUCGCUUGAGUGACUUCUCUUCGAUGAACAAGGUUGGUAAGAAGACUAGGAUUGAGAGGGGUGGGUGAUGAAAAGGGGCAGGCCAUUGGCACGUUACCUUUAUUAUCACCUUAGAGCCUAUGGAUGUGUCUCAACAACUUUCUUUGCCAGGAGGGGACCUGGCUUGCCUAGUAACACGAUAAGCAUAUCUCGAUGACAGUUGACCCAAUCGAGUAUGCAAUAUACUCACGGCG